GAUUACACCUCGAAAAUACGAUGUCAUUCAAGCAUCUGAGCUUGGGCAAAAAAUUGGAACAAUCACUGCCGAUGCUGGAGAUUUAACACUAAAUCGAAGGGAAACAAGGACAUCAUUUACAUUCAGGAAAGUGAGGAGAAGCCCUUGCAAUUGCAUUUACCCAUCCGUCUGUGACAGCCAGAAAGGACAGCAAAGAGAGGUGCAACCUUCAUUUCCCCACAACGAGAGGGACGCCUCAGAGCUGGAGCAAGAAUAUGUACACAAGGUCUAUGAAGAGAUUGCCACACACUUUAGCAGUACCAGACACAGACCAUGGCCUCGAGUUGUAGAGUUUCUCAGGUCCCUACCAAAAGGAUCGAUAGUGGCUGAUGUUGGUUGUGGUAAUGGGAAGUAUCUAGGCAUCAAUGAGGAUUUGUACAUGGUUGGUUGUGAUCGCAGCAAAAACCUGGUGGAUAUUUGUGGAGAAAAAAAUUUCCAGGCUUUUGUCUGUGAUGCGCUGUCGGUGCCAAUGCGCAGUGGCUCUUGUGACGCCUGCAUCUCUAUCGCUGUAAUCCACCACUUCUCAACAGCAGAGAGGAGACUGGCUGCUAUCCGUGAACUAGCUCGACUUCUAAGGCCUGGUGGAACAGCACUCAUUUACGUCUGGGCAAUGGAACAAGAAUACAAAAACGAGAAGUCUAAAUACCUUAAGGAAAAGAAUGGUGGUAAAGUCAAAGAGGAGGAAAUCAAUACUGGCACAGCCCAAAGACAGCUUUGUGAUCAAGUGCCUGAUAGCACCAGCCAAGACUCGACAUGUUCUGACCGACCCCAUAAUGACUCGAAGGCUGAAGGCCGUGAUGCAGACUCCAGACUGCCUGUUCACACUAACAGAACCUCCUUUCACUCUCAGGAUUUGCUGGUUCCCUGGCAUCUGAAAGGUGGCACUAAAAGGAAAGGGGAAAGUGUUGAUACAGUGUUGCUUCCAGCUGGCUCCAAGGAAUCACGAGAACUCAGCCCUGUUUUCCACCGCUAUUACCAUGUGUUCUGUGAAGGGGAACUGGAAGCGUCAUGCAGAUCCCUGGAUUGUGUGAGGGUUCAAAAGAGUUACUAUGAUCAGGGAAACUGGUGCGUGGUUCUAGAAAGGGUGUAG
Apaloderma vittatum (bar-tailed trogon) is the source of this 1129-nucleotide messenger RNA. Its product is annotated as alkylated DNA repair protein alkB homolog 8-like. Lineage: Eukaryota; Metazoa; Chordata; Aves; Trogoniformes; Trogonidae. Gene Ontology annotation, biological process: tRNA wobble uridine modification. The transcript has 4 exons. Gene Ontology annotation, cellular component: nucleus; cytoplasm. The record is from RefSeq and is a predicted model, not a curated record. The annotation marks the transcript as partial. Gene Ontology annotation, molecular function: S-adenosylmethionine-dependent methyltransferase activity; tRNA binding.